Molecule: messenger RNA, 1767 nt
Organism: Cynara cardunculus var. scolymus (artichoke)
Lineage: Eukaryota; Viridiplantae; Streptophyta; Magnoliopsida; Asterales; Asteraceae
Product: cytochrome P450 704C1-like
Exons: 6
Coding region: 42-1574 (510 amino acids)
Molecular function (GO): iron ion binding; monooxygenase activity; heme binding
Source: RefSeq, a predicted model, not a curated record
ACGUCUUCAAACAACUCGAAGAACACAUCACCACUUCUGCAAUGGCGACCUCCAUGGAUUUCCUCUCAAGCUCUGGUUCGAUACCAGUAAUUACAGUGAUAUCUCUUCUUCUUCUUCUCCUAUAUAUCUACAAUCAACAGCAACAGUGGAAGACGAAGAAGAAGCAUCAUCCAAUCGCCGGAACGAUGCUCAAUCAGCUCAUAAAUUUCCACAGAUUGCAUGAUUACAUGACUGAUCUUGCUAGAAAAUACAGAACUUACAGAUUGAUUACUCCUUUCCGUAACGAAGUUUAUACGUCUGAUCCGGCAAAUGUUGAGUAUAUUCUGAAGACGAAUUUUGAAAAUUAUGGCAAGGGAAUGUACACGCACAACAUUCUUAAGGAUCUUCUAGGUGACGGGAUAUUCACGGUCGAUGGCGAUAAGUGGCGACAACAGAGGAAGGUCUCGAGUUACGAGUUCUCUACGAAAGUCUUGAGAGAUUUUAGCAGCGUAAUCUUCAGAAAAAAUGCCGUAAAACUUGCACGUAUGUUGUCCAAAGCAGCAGAUAACGGACAAAUUCUCAACAUAAACGACUUGUUCACGAAAGCGACGUUGGAUUCGAUAUUUAAAGUUGCUUUCGGGAUUGAUCUCGAUAGCAUGUGUGGUUCAAACGAAGAAGGUGUUAGAUUUAGCAACGCUUUCGAUGAUGCAAGUGCAAUGACACUCAAAAGAUACGUCGAUGUAACGUGGAAGAUCAAGAAGUUUUUGAAUAUUGGAUCGGAAGCGAGGUUAAAAGAAAGUAUUAAAGUUAUCGAUGAGUUCGUAUAUAAGCUCAUUCGGACCAAAACCGAACAAAUGCACAAGACACCCGACGAUCUUGCGUUGAAGAAAGAAGACAUUCUAUCGAGGUUUCUGCAAAUCAACGACACGGAUCCGAAGUAUUUACGAGACAUAAUCCUGAACUUCAUAAUUGCUGGAAAAGACACAACAUCUGCUACCAUGUCUUGGUUCAUUUACAUGCUUUGCAAACACCCACAAAUUCAACUCAAAGUUGCACAAGAAAUCAAAGAAGCAACAAACAAGAAAGAAGGUGUCACAGAUGUUGCUGAUUUUGCAGUCAUGGUGACUGAAGAAGCCCUAGAAAAGAUGCAUUAUCUUCAUGCAGCUCUGACCGAAACUCUCCGACUCUUUCCCGCGGUUCCCGUGGACGCAAAGAUAUGUUGUGCGGAUGACGUUCUACCGGAUGGUUAUGAUGUAAAGGGAGGUGAUAUGAUGUCGUAUCAGCCUUACGCGAUGGGAAGGAUGAAGUUCAUAUGGGGUGAUGAUGCCGAAGACUUUAAACCCGAACGAUGGAUCGAUGAAAAUGGUUGUUUUCGGCCGGAAAGCCCCUUCAAAUUUACAACUUUUCAGGCCGGGCAAAGAAUUUGUUUGGGUCGGGAAUUCGCGUAUAGGCAAAUGAAGAUCUUCGCUUCCGUCUUGUUAGGUUGUUUCGUUUUCAAGCUGAGCGACGAAAACAAAACUGCAAACUACAAAACGAUGCUUAAUCUCCAUAUCGAUGGUGGACUACAUGUUCGUGUUUUCAACAAACGCGGGUAAUAUCUACCCUUCAACUUAAAACUAUCGUGUACAUCUACGAGCAAACGUAUCGUAUGCUUGUAAUGGUAAAUUUGUGUUAAUUAUAAUAAAUAGACGACAACUUCGUAUGUGUACAUAACUUUGCAUUCGGUGUGAAGUUUGUUUAGAAUGCUUUCGGUUCCGUUCGAUUAUGCAAUCCUUGUUCGUUUGUUUC